Molecule: messenger RNA, 2130 nt
Organism: Fusarium sp. VM40
Lineage: Eukaryota; Fungi; Ascomycota; Sordariomycetes; Hypocreales; Nectriaceae
Source: the annotation of a GenBank genome assembly
AUGGACUUGGAAGAUGAUCACUUGCUUCAAGGCACAAUAUCUCGGAAACGAUGUUGUCUCUGUGGGAGUGCAAUCCUCGGCGAGUUUGAGAUGCCAUUGUGGAUGUGUCAAUUCCACACAGUCUACGCUACCGACACAGAUGUAAAUGCGAAAGCAUAUCUAUCUACGUCUGGGCGCAGGCGAGGGAGUUCCGAUGUCAUAAACAUUGAGCUUUCGGACAGGAAAAUACACAACAAGCGAACUCUCGAGGUUAACCUCAUACCCUACGCUCUUACAAACUUCUCCCAAAACUCAUUUGUAGUAGAUGUUGGCCCGGAUGCAUGGGGAUAUCCAUUCCAUUCUGCUUGCUGGAAGUUGCUAACAAACUAUCGACGUAUGGAUCAGGAGGAUCUCCAGUCGCUGUUGAAUCUCUGCCGCUCACAGCCAAUACAAGCUGGUAUGUUGAACUUUGGUCAUGAAUAUGGAGGAAGAGCCAGAUUCGAUCUCGCGGUGGCCCCAGGCGAGGAGAACUUCCUUACCUCUUCGCCCGUUGUCUUGGGUAUGGAUGUCAACCCCUGCAAUAUUGUCGAGCUUUGGCAAAUAUUUGACAGCUCUGCACACGAUGCACCUGAACCCCCUCGUCACGAAAUGCCGAAGAUUGAGCCAUUUGCCAAGAUCUACCAACCCGAUACUUUUGCUGUGCUACCUACGGACAUACUACUAACACUCGUCGACCAUCUUACUCUUCCAGAACUGUCUCUUGUGAAGCAGGCAUCGCGUACUUUUGCUAACCUUCAACUUCCCAACUGGUUCUGGAAGAAAAGGUUCCUGCCAGGACGAGAGUUUGACUACAUAUUCGAGGCACAAGACUACUCGGGUGGAAACUGGGAGUCGGUAUGCAGAGCUAUCAACGCUGCGAAAUCGAAUGGAACUGUGCGUUAUACGCUUCACCUUCGACGACUUAUUUGGGACCUAUGCACUCCUUUAGACAAGGCGCUCAGAGUAAUGCGCCAGGUCGGCUGUGAUGGAAACCCUGUCAGAUCCGCUUACGAACAAGAUGCCCCUCCAGAGGAAAUCAGUUGGGUGACCGUCGGCAGAACGGAAAAGUCCCCAGCCCAACUGCGCGCAAGAGGAUCAAGGAUUAUUCAUGAGCGGGUUCUCGAGGUCCCUGCCGAGACAUGCACUAUUUAUGCAUCUACGGUCGAAAUCUUUGGAGUGUCCUACAUUUCUGGAUUAAGGAUUCAGGACAAUACCGGAAGGUCCCAUUUACUUGGUUUCCAGCACCCACAGAACGAGACAUUACUUGCUGAGGGACAAGGGGGAAUGCGAAUUCUAGGCUUCGAUGUUGCGCUCGAUCAGCGUGGAGUGAGAGGGCUUGCGUUAGUCCUGCAUACGGGAGGGAAAGCUAACUGGGUUGGAGAUUUCAAAAACGUUCCUAAGCGAAUGCUACGAUCAUAUUCUUGCCGCAGCGAGGUGGUCAGCUUGUUGAAGGGCAGGUUCGAUGCUACCAAGCUCGUGACAUUUUCUGUCAACGAUGCUGCUCCCAUUAACGAAAGCACCUUGUAUCAUGAACGAAGAAUGCCGAAAUUGUGGUAUCCUGACCUACCAGAAUUUGGGUUAUCGUUCCCAGGAAGCAACAAAGCUUUAUCACAAAGCAAUAGAUCCGAUUUGGCCAUAGAUCAAGAUUUGCCUCUCUGUUUCAAACUAUUUGGCGGCUCAAAUCCUGAGAGACUUACAAAAAUCACCGUCCGGCACCGUAUUCAUGAGGAGGAUAUGCUCAAAAUUGAGUCCAUUUCUAUGAAGUCGACGGAUGACAAGGAAGAUACCGAACUAGGCUUCAGACGCACAGAUGACAGAUAUAGCAAAUACUACGAUCUCAACCGCGAGCAUGAAGAAAGUCUAGUCAUUGAUGGCCCUGGCGGAGAACGAGUUCAAAGUGUGAAAACGUGGUGGUUGGAAGAGAGGCUAGUGGGAUUCACGCUGGACACUAAUCGGGAUCGGUCUGCGACAUUCGCUGGCGGGUUGGAUGUUGAGAAGCACAAGGAGGUCAGGAUGUCCGUUACCAAUGUGGAAGAACAUAAGGUGGUUGGAUUUUGGGCAACAAUGGAAACGGAGGCAGGCUUUGUUGAUUUCGGACUUGUUCUGCGUUGA